Messenger RNA from Encephalitozoon intestinalis ATCC 50506, 681 nucleotides. RefSeq lists its product as uncharacterized. The transcript has a single exon. The record is from RefSeq and is a predicted model, not a curated record. NCBI's taxonomy places the organism in Eukaryota, Fungi, Microsporidia, Unikaryonidae. The coding region runs from base 1 to 681 and encodes 226 amino acids.
AUGGAGCCUGGAUCCACCUAUCCGGCCAACUUUGAGUCCCUAAGGGCUUUCUUUGAAGUGGUGGGAAACGAAAGAUACUUUAAGAUCCAGAUUGUGACUCUGGAGUCUCUUGACACAUUUGAAGCGGCUUUAAGGGAGAGAAAGGUGGUAUAUAAAAAGUGCUUUAGCUCUAUGAUCGAAGAGUCAGAAGAUCUUGUUCUCAUACUUGAAGACUCAAAGAUAUAUCUUCCUAGCCCAGGGAAAUAUGUUCUGUUUGGUAACAGACGACAUAGAGACUUUGUUCAGAUUGUAUUCAGUCCAACGCUGGAAGAGAAGCUUGCUGCAGUUGGGGACAAAUAUACGGUCCAAGCAUAUAGUUAUAAAAACAUUAAUGAGCUUCGGAGGAUUUCCCAAGGGGAAGAAUGGACGAUAGAAAGUUAUUUUGGGAGUGGACUCGAUUACUUUGAAAGUGUAAUAAUGCUUGUUGUAAAGAACAGAAAUAAGUUUAAGGAUAUCUUGAGUGGUUGCAAAGAAAUCGAAAGUAAAUUAGGAAACGGCUUUUUCCUACAGAUGAAGCUUAAUGGGCUUGUUGGUAAACUUCUUGUGGUCAGGAAUGGAGACAGCUAUCGGCUGAACGUAAGCAAAAGUGUUCUUGGAUCCAUAGGAAAGAGAAUAGGAUUUAAUGCGGAUUCUAUUGCUUGA